Molecule: messenger RNA, 756 nt
Organism: Stegodyphus dumicola
Lineage: Eukaryota; Metazoa; Arthropoda; Arachnida; Araneae; Eresidae
Source: RefSeq, a predicted model, not a curated record
AUGGACAGUGAGAAGAUUUAUAGCCACAAGAACAUAUUGCUAACAAGCAUGCUGGGAACAUUAACUCUACUGACAAUUUUACGGGAAAGAUUUUGGAUAGUGAAAGGGAAAAGAACUGUCCGGAGUGUUAUCAAAGAAUGCUUAACAUGUACAAGGCAAAAGGUAAAACAUCUUGAGGUACCUUUUCCGCCUCUUCCAAACGACCGAACAGAAGUAGAAGCAGUUUUUCAAGUAUCAGGUGUAGAUAUAGCUGGACCUCUGUUGACUAAAUCUAAACAAAAGGUGUGGAUAGUACUUUUUACUUGCGCCGUAUUUAGAGCUGUCCAUCUUGAGCUAAUACCUUCACUGAGUACCAACGACUUCAUCCAAGCUAUGCGUAGGUUUAUAGCCAGAAGAGGACGAAUUUCUGUGAUGUAUUCAGACAAUGGUAUUAGUUUUACAGGACUAAACAACGCUCUAAAACAAUUAGACUGGACUACAAUUGAAAGUGAAUUUAAGAGUCAACGAAACUCGUUAGAAAGUUUAUCCCACCCUCCUUCUCCAUGGUGGGGACGCUUCUGGGAACGCUUGAUUGGGAUUUUGAAAGAUCUUUUAAGAAAAAAAUCUUGGGACGCUCCUGUUUGUCUUACGAGGGAAUCGCAGACUCUCGUCUGUGAAUGCGAAUCUAUCAUGAACAGCAGACCGUUAACUUACAUAUCCGAGGAACAAGAUCUGAAGACCUUGACCCCCUCAAUGUUUCUCAGGACAUUCCAUUAA